Messenger RNA from Daldinia loculata, 612 nucleotides. Its product is annotated as snare-like protein. Bases 1 to 612 code for a protein of 203 amino acids. The record is from RefSeq and is a predicted model, not a curated record. Gene Ontology annotation, molecular function: SNAP receptor activity. The transcript has 3 exons. Gene Ontology annotation, biological process: endoplasmic reticulum to Golgi vesicle-mediated transport; vesicle fusion with Golgi apparatus; retrograde vesicle-mediated transport, Golgi to endoplasmic reticulum. Gene Ontology annotation, cellular component: endoplasmic reticulum membrane; endoplasmic reticulum-Golgi intermediate compartment; Golgi membrane. NCBI's taxonomy places the organism in Eukaryota, Fungi, Ascomycota, Sordariomycetes, Xylariales, Hypoxylaceae.
AUGAUCAGGUCAACCCAGAUAGCCCGUUUGGGCGACGAAUCCUCUCUCCCCGAAGUCAAGUCGCAAACCAAAAUCAUACUACGACGACUAAACCGCAACGCCGAACCCCAAGCCAGCAUCGAAAGCGGCAACUACACAAUCCACUACCUCAUCGCCAACGACAUAGUCUACAUCUGCAUCAGCGAGCGCUCCUACCCGCGCAAGCUAGCAUUCACCUACCUCUCCGACCUGUCCACCGAAUUCGCGCAGUCCUACCCCGCGCCCCAGCUGCACUCCCCAUCCCUCCGCCCCUACGCCUUCAUGGAAUUCGACACCUUCAUCACCCGCACCAAGGCCCUAUACGCCGACGCCCGCGCGACGCAGGGCCUGGGCCGCUUGAACGACGAGCUGCGCGACGUGACCAAGGUCAUGACGAAGAACAUCGAGGAUUUGCUGUAUCGGGGCGAUAGUCUGGAGCGCAUGGGCGAGAUGAGUUCGAGGCUUAGGGAUGAUAGUCGCAAGUAUAGGAAGGCGGCUGUGAAGAUUAAUUGGGAUUUGCUGAUUAAGCAGUAUGCGCCCAUUGGUGUGUUUGUGCUGAUUGUGCUGGUGUUUAUUUGGUUCCGGUUUUUUUGA